UUAUUCCGGAAAAAAAUAAACGUGCAUAAAAGCAUGGACGUCGUAAUGUCUUUUUUCCUGAAAUCUUCAAAAUAGAUCGAUAAUAUUUUUCUCGAGUACCUUACUAAUGCUUUACAUAGUUCCUGUUUUAUUCGCUAUUUAAGUAUUAAAGAUAUUUGUGUUGUAAUUUCACUUAUGAUUCUACACUAUUGUAGUAAGUAAGUGUAGAAUUGAGAAUAUUCAGGUUAAUUUUAUCAGGCUGUGAAAUAUUGUGAAAGUGCACAUAGAAUUCUAGACUUAAACGUACAUAGAAUGAUCAUAAAAUGAAGUGUCAUUACGAAGUAUUGUGUGUGGAGAAAGAAGCAAGUGCCACCGAUAUAAAGAAAGCUUACCGCCGGCUCGCUUUGCAAUGGCAUCCGGAUAAAAACUUGGAGAAUUUACAAGAGGCCAAAGAACAGUUCCAACUCGUGCAAAAUGCAUACGAGGUUCUAUCAGACCCUCAAGAAAGAGCUUGGUAUGACAAUCACAGGGAGCAGCUACUGCGAGGGGCCCGCAGCAGCUACAAUGAUGACAGUCUGGAUGUGUAUCCAUACUUCACACCAUCUUGCUACAAAGGAUUUGGUGAUGAUCCUCAGGGAUUUUACGGAGUGUAUGCUGAGGUAUUUUCCAAAUUAGCAGCAGAAGAAACAGAUUUUCUCGAUGACCCAGAAGAAGUGGCCAAUAUUCCUAAGUUUGGCAAGUCUACUUCACCAUAUGAGGAAGUUAAUGGGUUCUAUUCCUAUUGGAUGUCCUUCUCCACAAAUAAAAGCUAUGUAUGGCUAGAUCAGUAUGAAAUACAGCAAGGAGACAAUCGCAGAGUGAUUAAACUAAUGGAGAAGGAAAACAACAAAAUCAGGCAGAAGGCUCGCAAGGAAAGGAAUGAGGAGAUUAGAAGGCUAGUCAGUUUUGUGCGGAGGAAGGACAAAAGAGUUAUUGAACACACAAAGCAACUGCAGGAGAAGGCAGAAGAAAAUAAAAGGAAGGCAGAACAACUUAGAAGGGAAAGAAUAUUGCAAAGGCAAAAAGAAAUUGAAGAAGCCAAGAAACGCGAGGGUGAGAGUUCGUUCCUGCAGAGUGAGGAGUACCAAAUGAAACUCAGUGCAAUUGAAUCACUGUUGGCUGAAGAGUUUGGCUUGUCCUCUGAUGAUGACACUAUAAGUGAGGGUGGCAUGGAGAGCAGUAAUGAAGAAAGUUCUAAAACUGAAGAGGCAAGUGAAGCUUCAAAAGCAACAGCAAAGUCACCAUCUAGAUCAAAAACAAUAAAAAAUCUGUAUUGUUCAGCUUGCAAUAAAUUAUUCAAAAAUAUCAAUUCAUUUGAAAAUCAUGAAAACAGCAAGAAGCAUAAAGAAAAUGUUGCUAACAUGGCUCUUGAUGAUGACAUUGAUAUAACAGACAAUGAUGAGGAGGAUAAUGAGGAACAAGAUGAAUCUGCUGUGAAAAAAGAGGCUGGAGCAACAGGGAAAGUGAAUGGUUUGACUGAAGAAGAGGGAGAUCCACAAGGCAACUCCACUUCUGAUAUUGAGGACAAUGAUAUUAGAGAGACAUUAAGUGAUGACUCAGAUAAAGUUCAGGCAUUGCCAAAAAGUCAUAAGAAGAAAAAGAAUAAAAAGAAGUCAUUCAUACCAAUGCCAGAGAGUGAGGGCAAUGACAGUCAUGAUGAAAUGAGUUUCAAUGAAAUUGAAGGUCCAUCACGCAGCAGAAAAGCUAAGAAAUUCAAUAUGUUGAAGAGCCAAAUACAAGCUAAAAAGGAAGCCAAUCUCAAAAAAGGAUCUCAGUCCCAAACUUCGACAGAAAAUUUGUAUGAAGUUUCAAGUACAACACCAACGGACGACGCCUUGGGGGAAGCAGCUUUGCCACGCGACAGGCCAGCCUUGUCUAAAAUGCAGAGGAAUGUAAAGUCAAAGAAGCCUGUAGAAAGAAAACCAAUGCGAAAUAAAACCAGUGAGACAGAAGACUCCAGCACAGCUCCAAACCUCAAAUGCGCAGUCUGCCAAACGGAUUUCCCUUCUAAGAACAAAUUAUUUGAACAUUUAAAAAAGACAGGGCACUCGGUGGCUCUACCUCAAACAACCUUUGCUCAAUCAAAGAAAGGCAAAAGGGCUAAUAGGUAAACGUACAUUGAAUUUAGAUAGGAAUUAAAGUAUUAAUAUUGACAAUCAAAUGGAUUCCCUUCUAAACUCUACAAGUUGUAAAGUGAUUUUAUCUAUUUAUUGAAAUUAUGAUCUAUGUCAUUAAAGUAUGCCUAUGCGAAAA
Manduca sexta (tobacco hornworm) is the source of this 2271-nucleotide messenger RNA. RefSeq names its product dnaJ homolog subfamily C member 21 (gene DnaJ-16). Gene Ontology annotation, molecular function: nucleic acid binding; zinc ion binding. The record is from RefSeq and is a predicted model, not a curated record. Gene Ontology annotation, cellular component: cytoplasm. Lineage: Eukaryota; Metazoa; Arthropoda; Insecta; Lepidoptera; Sphingidae.